This is a messenger RNA of Pseudocercospora fijiensis CIRAD86, 805 nucleotides long. RefSeq lists its product as uncharacterized. Gene Ontology annotation, molecular function: nucleic acid binding. NCBI's taxonomy places the organism in Eukaryota, Fungi, Ascomycota, Dothideomycetes, Mycosphaerellales, Mycosphaerellaceae. The transcript has a single exon. The annotation marks the transcript as partial. The record is from RefSeq and is a predicted model, not a curated record.
AUGAAGCUGAACGUCCGCUUGGGUCAUAGCAAUCACCUUGUCAAAGGCUUGACCGGCCAGCUACCGAACGGACAAAGCGAGAGUGUCAUGACUCUCGGCGCCGACGUUGUUCAUCCAGGUGGCAGAAGUCAUACAGGCACACCAUCAAUCGCCGCCGUGGUGGCGAGUUUCGACAGUGAUAUGAUCACUUACAGAGGCUCUGCACGAUACCAACCAGGUCGCGAGGAAAUCAUCCUUGGCAUGAAAGACAUGGCAUUGGAGCAUAUCGAAGCUUACAAGGGCAAAAAUUCUGGCAAGCUCCCAACAAACAUUCUCUACUACCGCGACGGUGUAGACGAGGGGAAAUUCCGUCGCUUGAUCGAUGAAGAGAUGGAGGAUAUUCGUCGAGCUUGGAACGAUGCGUCGAAGAACACUGACCAAGCCAACAGCGAGGUGAAGAUUACCAUGGUUGUUGUCACCAAGCGGCACAACACUCGCAUCUAUCCAAUGGAGAAAACACCGAAGAUUCAUAACGGCAACUGCAUGCCAGGCACGAUUGUCGACAGUGGCAUCACAAUGCCAUAUCACUUCGACUUCUACCUUCUUUCACAGAACUCCAUCCAAGGUACCGGUCGUCCGGCUCACUACAUUGUUCUUCGCAACGAGAUGGGGUUUUCGGCUGAGCAGAUCCACAACUUUACGAACAUGUUGUGUUAUACCUAUGCCCGAUCAACGACUGCUGUCUCAUAUGCACCGCCAGCGUACUAUGCCGAUCAUCUAUGCGAGCGGGUCAAACAGUAUUUGCGCCAUCUGUAUGAUGGAGAGG